UGCGCGCGGUUUCAGUGCCAAAACUUGAUUUAUGGGAUGACCAGCGUACGAAAAAAUUUAAUGACAACCAGCUAAGACCCUCGAAUACAUGGUAAGCUGGUUUAUUUCUUCGUUAAAAAUAGUAUACGAAAGUGAUGAUCUAAUGUAUUUGUCGUAUUAAACGUAGUGCAGUGCUCAGUGUUCGUUUUCGUGCAUUUAAAACAAUGGAUUCUUCGGAUACAAAAACCCUAGCUCAAUUUGACGAGGGCAAUAGUUUUUUUAAUAUUAUUAAAAGGUUCAUAAAAAACAUCGCCACCGUAUCGACCAUCUACCUUUUCGGAUAUUUCGAUCUAAGUAUCGCGUGGCUGGUAGCUCCUGUGCUUUUGAAUGCAUUCCGUCAAGAAUGGAAGAAAAGCAGCGACCGAAAAAGGCAAUCUGUUAAAUUAGCGGUGCAAGAUGAAAAAAAUGUUAUCCUCGCUCAACUUAGCGAUUUGCCGGCCUGGGUGUAUUUUCCUGAUAUCGAACGUGCCGAAUGGGUAAACAAGAUGCUGAUUCAAUUAUGGCCUAACGUCAAUACCUAUCUAAGAGAUAUGAUAAAAUCCACAAUCGAACCUAAAAUUCAAGAAACACUCACUCUGUAUAAAAUGACCGGCUUUCAAUUUGAUAGAUUACGAUUUGGAACGAUACCUCCAAGAAUUGGCGGUAUCAAAGUAUACGAUAAGCAGCUUUCUCGUACCGAAAUUAUGAUGGACAUAGAUCUGAUAUAUGCUGGUGACUGUGAUAUCUCAUUUUAUCUGAAAGGGUUAUCCGGAGGUAUCAAAGACUUUCAGAUUCAUGGAAUGGUUCGAAUCAUUAUGAAACCACUCAUCCCUGCUAUCCCAUUCAUAGGAGGGAUCCAAGUUUUUUUCCUGAAUAAACCAAUUAUCGAUUUUAAUCUCGUAGGAGCAGCUGAUAUUCUCGAUAUACCCGGUGUUAGCGACGUCCUGAGAAAAGUAAUCGUCGACCAAAUAUCAGCCAUGAUGGUAUUACCAAACAAAUUACCCAUCGUUUUGAGCGAAAUGGUGCCUGCGGCCACCGUCAAAACUCCAGACCCUGAAGGUGUUCUACGAGUGCAAGUAGUCCAAGCGAUUAAACUAAUGAAAAAAGACGUCGGUAUUAUCGGUAAAGGUAAAUCGGAUCCGUACAUUAUAGUUACGAUGGGAGCUCAAGAACAUCGUUCGAAAACCAUCGACAAUACAGUGAACCCAAAAUGGGACUUUUGGUGCGAAGCUAUUGUUAUGUAUCCUCGUUUCGAAGAAUUAAAAUUCGAAGUGUGGGAUUAUGAUCCAGCUUUACCCGGAAUGACCGAACAUGAUGAUUUUUUGGGAAGAGCAACUUUGAAAUUGAACGAUGUUUUGGAUAUUGGAGAAAUUGAUACAUGGGUCUCGUUGGAAGAAGUGAAACAUGGUAUGGUACAUUUGAGAUUAACUUGGUAUCAGUUAACUUCAGAUUCAGCAGAUGUUAAACCGGCCAUAGAAGAAUUGGAUAAGCUACGAGUACCUGGCAUCAGUUCGUGUAUAUUGAUUAUUUAUUUAGAUUCUGUGCAGAAUUUACCGGAUGCUCGAGCUAAUAAACGACCUGAUCCGGUGGUUAGUAUUACUGCUGGACAUGAAACGAAAUCAACUGGAGUUCAAUUCAAGACCAGUUCUCCUGUUUAUGAGCAAGGCUUCACGUUUUUGAUCCAUAAUCCUCAGACUGAUUCGUUUACUCUGAAGAUAACUGAUCAGAAAAGUGGCCAAGAUUUAGGAUCGAUGAUGUAUUCUUUGAAUAAAUUAAUAGCGAAGCAAAAUCUGAAACAAGAGAUCGAACCUUUUUCAUUGCUGAAAUCUGGUCACAACACAAAAGUUCUGUUUUCCGCUCAAUUAAAAAUUUUGAAAAAAUCUCCUACCAAGAAAGAUGUGCCGAAUUUCGUUUUUAAUUCAACUAUCCCCAAUGCGACUCCACCUUCUACUCCUGAUUCGGUUACUGCUUCUACCGAAGUGACCGAAACUGGCAAAUCCACCGAUAAGGAUUUCAAAGACGAUAUUUUGGAUAAGAAUGGUGACAGUAUCAACAACGAUGAAAAAUCUGUUACUGGAAGCCUAAUGGAAGAGGAAGUUAGUUGGGAAUCAUACAAGCCUCAGGAGGUAAGCAACUCCUGUCAAUGGAUCAAUGACCAGUUGGAGCAAUCUAAACCUCCUAGUAAAACUGGCAGCAUUAAAGGCAGUCUGAGGAGACGUAAUACCUCACAAAGUGAGACGGCUAAAAAAUUGGGAAAUAUCGAGAUGACUUUGAACUUCGUCCCUGAACGUCAACGUUUGGUGGUUAUAAUUCAUCGUCUAGCUGAUUUACCCAUCAAAGAUCCAACCGACCUACCCGAUCCUUACGUCAAAAUCUACAUGUUACCUAAAACCAAGGAAACCAAACGUAAAACUAAAGUGAUCAAAGACACGUGUAAUCCUGUAUACGAGGAAGUCUUCGAAUACGUCAUAAGCAGCGAUGAAAUACCCCUACGCCAGCUCCGCGUUAGCGUUAUUUCGCAAAAGAGCUCGUUCAUGAAUCGAAGCUCAGAUAUGGGCCAAGUUACACUCGAAUUGAAAGAUGUGGAUCUUAAUAAUCAUAAAGCUUGGUACGCUCUGGAACCAGAAACCGACUAAUAACCACAACGACAGUAUUGUUACCAAUGUUGGAAUUUUAUAUUACGUUUACAUUUGUUUUGUCUACACUUCUACAAGAAGGAUAAAUUAAUAAUAGAUACUGUGAUAUUUACCUCAUCUACUCGCUCGUCCACCCCCUCACUUUUUUCAAAAAAAAAAAAAGCUUCGUAACGAAAACAGUUUAUUGCAUUUAUGGUAGCUGUAAGUUUUUGUGAUUAGAUGUCUCUGUGUGACGAAGUAUCUUCGAAACCUUAUAGUCAAACAAGUUCCUCAAACGGUUAAUAUUGUAGCCUAAAGAAAAGAAAGACAAUAGAUAAACGAUUAUACAUUUUUGUGUAAAAAUAUUGAGCAGCUUAACAUGAAAAAAUGUAUUCAUUUUUUUACAUUUUAUUUUUUUCUUUAUGCAUAAAGAAACCUUUUAUAAUCUUUUUCUCUUUUAUACUUCAUCAAAGUGAUUUAAGAACGAGCUGACUUGUCAAUCGAAUCAUUAUGUAGUUUUUUUGGCCAUUUUUUCCCUUUUCUCGACACCCACGUUUGAAUAAUUUUUUUAAAUCUUUUAUUUUACUUUACAUUAUUUGAAAGCUGAAAGCUUCUAGUAUAAUACUUGUCCAAGUACAAUUUUUUGAUCAAUUUUUUUAUUUUAAAGUUCUCGAAGUUUUUUUUAUUUUCAUUCAAGCAUUUCUCAAGCACCUAAAAAUUUAAUUUUUUAAAAAAAAUCUAUCGAGAUGAAAUACAGAGAGAUGGUGAGCGAGGAAUUCAAACUAUAUGUUACUCUCGAUAUCAAAUAUCAGUAACCUAUGCUUGAAUGGUCAGAUCGCCCAGAUGCCUUUUUUUUUUGGUAGGGUAUGCAAUAUCAAUACUUACGCUUCCUUUUAUUUUAUCGUUAUUAUUUUUUUAUUCGAUGUACUUACAAAACCGGUCCAAUUUUAACGAAAUUUUAUUAUUAUUUACCUUGAAAAAGUUAUCUUACGUUUUGCAAACAUUUUUGGUAGGCUAUCUACGAAUCACUCAUUUUAUUAAGUACAAAAUUUUAAAAUCGGUACUUAGACCUACCCAAGCCUACAAUAAUUAAAUAGAGCAUUUAAAGUAUACUAUAAUAUCGCUUAUUACCUAUUUAUUUUUAAUUUAAAACGCACCAUUUUGUUUUUUUAGCAGUUAAAUAUUUUUUAUACGCAAAUUUUUAUUAUGAAAAAAUAUUUGAAAAAAACCUACACGUCGAAUAAUAAAACGUUUGGCUGUA
Molecule: messenger RNA, 3894 nt
Organism: Planococcus citri (citrus mealybug)
Lineage: Eukaryota; Metazoa; Arthropoda; Insecta; Hemiptera; Pseudococcidae
Gene: Esyt2
Product: extended synaptotagmin-like protein 2
Exons: 19
Coding region: 204-2654 (816 amino acids)
Biological process (GO): lipid transport
Cellular component (GO): extrinsic component of cytoplasmic side of plasma membrane; endoplasmic reticulum membrane
Molecular function (GO): phosphatidylethanolamine binding; calcium ion binding; phosphatidylcholine binding
Source: RefSeq, a predicted model, not a curated record